GCAAAUUUAAGGGUGAACAAAUCUGGUGAGUCGAGAACUGUACAACGUAGAGUUGGUCAAUUCAACAGAAUCAUUCUCAGUCUCUCCUCUCGUUUUUGGGUUUUUCAUCAAUGGCGGCCAUUUCUUCUCUCUGCUUCGACUCUUGUCUUUCCUCUAAAUCUUAUUCCUUCUCCGCUAACUCUCUAAGCGGUUCUCCUCGUUUCUCCGCAAACUUCUUUCCAUCUUCUUCACUUAAUCGCCGCAAUGUUUCUUGCCAAACUUCAUCUCUCGCUUCAUCUCCACCUUCCGUCGAUUCUCAAUUGAACGAAUACAAAAAGGAUUUUCUGCAUAUAACGGACUAUGAUAAGGCUACAAUUUUGAAGAUUUUGGACCGUGCAAUAGAGGUUAAGGCUUUACUCAAAACUGGUGACAGGUCUUUUCAGCCAUUUAAAGGAAAGUCUAUGGCAAUGAUAUUUGCAAAGCCAUCCAUGCGAACACGAGUGUCAUUUGAGACGGGAUUUUUCAUGUUGGGAGGCCAUGCAAUAUACUUGGGACCUGAUGAUAUUCAAAUGGGCAAGCGAGAGGAAACUCGAGAUGUUGCUCGUGUACUUUCUCGCUAUAAUGACAUUAUUAUGGCGCGCGUCUUUGCACAUCAGGAUAUUCUUGAUCUAGCUAAGUAUUCAAGUGUUCCUGUAGUCAAUGGGCUCACUGAUUACAACCACCCUUGCCAAAUUAUGGCCGAUGCUCUCACCAUCAUUGAACACAUUGGUGGCAUAGAAGGAACCAAGGUUGUUUAUGUUGGAGAUGGCAACAAUAUUGUGCAUUCUUGGUUGCUGUUGGCAGCAGUUAUUCCUUUCCAUUUUGUAUGUGCAUGCCCAAAGGGCUUUGAACCUGAUCAGAAGACGGUGCAAAUGGCACAACAAGCAGGCAUCAGCAAAAUUGAGAUAACUAAUGAUCCCAAAGAAGCUGUUAUUGGUGCAGAUGUAGUGUACUCUGAUGUUUGGGCCAGUAUGGGGCAAAAGGAAGAAGCCGAGUAUCGUAGAAAAGUUUUCCAAGGAUUUCAGGUGGAUGAGGCCCUAAUGAAAUUAGCUGGUCCAAAGGCUUACUUCAUGCACUGUUUGCCAGCUGAGAGAGGAGUCGAAGUUACUGAUGCGGUCAUUGAAGCCCCCAACUCCAUUGUUUUCCCCCAAGCUGAAAACCGCAUGCAUGCACAAAAUGCAAUAAUGCUACAUGUUCUUGGCGUCUGAAAUCUCACAUUUUCUGAGCUUGCACUACACUAGUAAUCUAUUGCUUUUGGCAGUAUAGGUGUGGAAGUUGCACUUUAGAUCUUUUUGGCAUGUUUCUUGUGAAAGGGGGAUUGAAGACUUGCCGCUUUUAUUGUGUUAAAUUUUAUCAUUAAACCUUUUCUUCGAAUCCGCAUUGUAAAACUACCAUGACAUGAGAGGAGCAGAUCAUCAUAUAUUUAUCUUAUUUAUGUGGCUUUCCUCUG
Amaranthus tricolor (Joseph's coat) is the source of this 1468-nucleotide messenger RNA. Its product is annotated as ornithine transcarbamylase, chloroplastic. The transcript is spliced from 5 exons. Lineage: Eukaryota; Viridiplantae; Streptophyta; Magnoliopsida; Caryophyllales; Amaranthaceae. The record is from RefSeq and is a predicted model, not a curated record. Gene Ontology annotation, cellular component: intracellular membrane-bounded organelle. Bases 111 to 1226 code for a protein of 371 amino acids. Gene Ontology annotation, biological process: L-citrulline biosynthetic process. Gene Ontology annotation, molecular function: amino acid binding; ornithine carbamoyltransferase activity.